Caenorhabditis remanei is the source of this 1479-nucleotide messenger RNA. RefSeq lists its product as uncharacterized. The record is from RefSeq and is a predicted model, not a curated record. The transcript has 5 exons. The coding region runs from base 1 to 1479 and encodes 492 amino acids. NCBI's taxonomy places the organism in Eukaryota, Metazoa, Nematoda, Chromadorea, Rhabditida, Rhabditidae.
AUGACGUCACGAAUCAUCUGGAGCACGGCUAGAAAUGCCAUUUUGCUCACCGUGAUAUACUCCACCAUAAUCAAUGGCUUUCCAAUCAUUCGACACAACUCGAAUAAGAAUAGCACCGCCCAUGAGGAUUACGAGGUUGCAAGUUACAGUAACAAAUCCAACAACCACUACCGUAUCCGACGUGAACUGGACGAUACCUUCCGCACUGCAGUCAUCCGAAUGCAAAAGAUGUCUCGUGUCAUCAACGGAAUUGCCCUCCAGCAAUCCAUCACCAAAGGAACCGUCGAAACUAACACUCUUAUCAUGGAACUGCUCAAUUUCGGAACUAUCACGCCAGACUACAUCGAGAAGAUUCCUUUGGAUACGUUGAGUUCGGUGGUCAAGGAAGUUACGGGAUUAAGUGAAAAGUUGAAGGGUAACGAUGAGAUCAAACGGAUGGAGGAUAGGAUGUUGUUGAUUAGUUCUAUUGCCAAAACUGCUAAUAACAUUACCACGUUGGAGACACCUGGGAACGAGUACCUCACGGCUACAACUAAUUGGACAGCAAAGAAUGUUGAUUGGACAAAACUUGAUGCUCUCUUCAAAGCCUCUAUCGCUGUCGCAAAUGGAUUUGAGAAAAUGAACGGUAAUGUUCGGGCCGCUGAUAUUAGAACCUAUUUCGGUCUCAUGCCAACACUUGCCGUAGCGCUAAUUAACACCAAACUGGACGAAAUCAAGAGAAACGUGGAAUCUGUUGAACUGAGGGACCCGAAAGCUCAUUUUGUGAAAUUGCUUUCGUUUCACAGUGCAGUCAAAUUGUUUGAGGACAACUCCGAUAUCCGAAACUACAUUGAUACCAUUGAUGACCCAAUUUUGAACACAAUUGGAGCUCACAUGAACUCAUUGACUGGAGUCAUCGAAACUGUUAAAUCUAAUUUUCAUUCCUUUGAUGAACUUCAAACUUUUAUGGUCACGCGUCCUCGUAUACAUGGAGACAGAGCUUUGAAACAGACCCCUGGAUUCCCAAGCGGCUCUGCUGACAUCGACGCAAUUUCCAUUGCUCUUGACGAUUCAUGGGUCCAAUUAGCUGUCGAUAUUCAACAGAUUCCACUUGCUAAGUCGAUGGAGCAAUUGAAAACCGUAUCUCAACUCAUCAAUGGUGUUACCAAUUCAUUUGAACAACGUCCCACCAAUGGAUUACUGAAAAUCGAAGAGAUUCGUGCAAGUCUUUUGGAAUUCACCAAUAAUAAUCUCAAUUUCAAUCUGGUAGCUUCUAAACUACAUAAGAUUCAAAGCGUUGUGGAUAAUCGCGUAUUGCCCAAGAGUAGAGACACGUUCAACACUCUCUAUCAGAAUAUUUUGAUGACAGCAGCCAACCUGAAAUCAAUUGAUGAAGUCAUCUCAGUAACUAUGUCGAUUCAAGAAAAACAUUCAAGGAAUUUUGAGGAGCUCACAAAAUUGAAUGCUAUAGUGUUAGAUGCCACCCGAAGGGGGAUCUAA